Orcinus orca (killer whale) is the source of this 2054-nucleotide messenger RNA. RefSeq names its product spermatogenesis associated serine rich 1 (gene SPATS1). Lineage: Eukaryota; Metazoa; Chordata; Mammalia; Artiodactyla; Delphinidae. The record is from RefSeq and is a predicted model, not a curated record. The coding region runs from base 95 to 1153 and encodes 352 amino acids. The transcript is spliced from 9 exons.
CGGCUGGGGCCCCGCCAUUGCGGCGUCCUUCGAACGGCCCGCCGAAGUCGCCCGGCUGCAGCUGCCACCGACACCGCCAUCUUAACUCGGGGCAAUGACUUCACAGGGUCAAAGGGCAGUGCGGGAUAGAAGGGGAGAAAUUAGGCCAGAAUUUGAAUUGAGGGACUUAAACCAGACUUGGAGAAAAGCUUUGCCUGCACGAUUGAUUACAUGCUGGUUGCUUUUAAUAUUUAAAACCGACACAUGCAUAGCUCCAUCCAUGGACACUGGAAACUGUCCACGGGGCUGUCAACUCCCCCCCAUCUACACAGCGAUCUGCAGCAGUGAGCUGGAGAAGGUUCAAGAGAAAGGAGACUCUGGCAUGACCACAGGAGAGUGGAGAUACAGUACUAAACUCAAUUAUUUUCUGGAAUCUAAGGGAUGCUUUGCCAACAUGAUGUCCUCUGGCAGAAGUGUCAGCCCCUCAUCUUCUAUUGAAACAGGUCUAAGCAUCAGUGGGCCUUUCAGCCCCGGCAGAGGGUCUGUUCACCCAGACCCUGCUGCAGAUUUGGAUCUGAAAUCCUCCUCCUCACAUUCUGAUCACUCCUCUGAAACCUCACUGCCUGAAGCCCGAAAGGAUAAAUAUCGCCAGGAAUUCAGCCUGCUUAAGUUGCAGACAAAAGAUGGGCAGCGUCCUGAGUGGACAUUUUACCCAAGGCUUAGCAGCAACAUCCACACCUACCAUGUUGGAAAGCAGUGUUUCUUCAACGGGGUCUUCCUCGGCAACAGGAGGUCUCUAUCAGAGAGGACGAUGGACAAGUGCUUUGGGAGGAAGAAAUACGUUAUUGAUCCCAGGAAUGGAAUCCCAAAGGUAACUCCAGGAGAUAAUCCAUAUAUGUGUCCAGAACAGAGUAAAGGCUUCCACAAAGCAGGAUCAACUCUCCCGCCAGGGAAUUUUUCAAUAAUGCCUUAUGAAAAGAAAUUUGAUACAUUUAUUCCACUUGAGCCUCUUCCACAAAUUCCCAACUUGCCUUUCUGGGUGAAGGAGAAGGCCAACAAGCUGAAGAACGAGAUAAGAGAAGUUGAAGAGCUUGACAGUUGGCAGCCAGCGGUCCCCUUGCUACAGAGUUUGCUACCUGUUGGUGGGUCAAAGAACCUUCAAAAAGUAGCAUAGGGCUUCCCUGGUGGCGCAGUGGUUGAGAGUCUGCCUGCCGAUGCAGGGGACACGGGUUCGUGCCCCGGUCCAGGAGGAUCCCACACGCCACGGAGCGGCUGGGCCCAUGAGCCAUGGCCGCUGGGCGGGCGCGUCCGGAGGCUGUGCUCCGCAACGGGAGAGGCCACAACAGUGAGAGGCCCAUGUACCACCAAAAAAAAAAAAAAGUAGCAUAAAAACUGGAGGCAAGCCCAGAAGAGCAGGCUUUUGAGAGGCUUCACAAUGGAGACGAGAGAGGCAGAGAGCCUCUCCCAGAGUGGAUGGUGCCCUUUGCCCCGAGAUGGCCCUUGGGCAGAUGUCAUGGCCAUGUGUCACCGUGUGUGGUUGAGAACUGUUAGUCUUGUAAUGGAGCACAGCCUUUAACUCCGUGCCUCUAUCCACAGGUUCUUUGGACUUUCUAAGACAAUCCUGAACAGGAACAGGUCCAGGAAGCAGGCACUGACUGUCCUCUGGAGAGCCUUUUCCUGUUAAUUGCUUCUGUUAGUGCGACUGUUCUAAAUCAAAUGUUUGACUUGGAUGCAGAAUCACUGUGUUUUGCCUCUUUUAACUUUUUUGUUUUGGCGGCGCUGCACGGCUUGUGGGAUCUUAGUUCCCCGACCAGGGAUUGAACCCGGGCCCUCCGCAGUGAAAGUGCAGAGUCCUAACCACUGGACUGCCAGGGAAUUCCCUUAAGUUUAUAUUUUGAAAACUGUCAAACUGAUAGAAAAGUUGCGAGAAUCAUACAACAAACAGACACCUACAUAGUCUUCACCUAGAGUCUACAAUUAACAUUUGUCUAGAGUUGUACACAUUCUCUUUUUCUCAUAUUAUUAUUAUUAUUUUGCUCAAUAUUACUAUCAAUUUUGGUAAAUAUAUUUAUUUA